Megalopta genalis is the source of this 1193-nucleotide messenger RNA. RefSeq lists its product as uncharacterized. The record is from RefSeq and is a predicted model, not a curated record. NCBI's taxonomy places the organism in Eukaryota, Metazoa, Arthropoda, Insecta, Hymenoptera, Halictidae.
GCCGAUCCCGCUGGCAACUGAAGCGUACCCGGCGUGGUACCCCGGCCGGCCCCCCUCGGAUCCACGGCGAGGAAUCAAGAGCGGAUCGGUUAGUUCACGGUCGCUCGCUGCUCAGGUCGUUCCGUCGACAGACCAUUCGUCAUUUGCAUUUGUCGAGCCGAUCCACGUCACGGAAUUAUUAACUGGCCGCAGUGACUUCCAGCGGCCCUGGUCCUCGGAUUCCGCCGCUCUGCAUCCGCGUGACAUUUUCAGCAACAUCCAGGGGUAGUCAUGUAACCGCUCGUCGUUGCACCCGAGGAAGGACUGGACGAGAUCCUUGAGACGGAUGUCCGCCAUCUUGCGAAGCCCCGGUUGCCCCGAGAAUGUGAUUGGGGAUCGUGGAUGAUCGUGGACAGUACUCCGGUGAACCCGUUCGCGCGAACAUGCGAUCGAGAGUGAACGUAGUCGCGGUUCUAUUGACUCUGAGCUGCGUGGUUCGGCUGCUCGAGACCUCGAGGUCCGCCGUUAGGUACCAAGAGCAGAAUUUGGAGAAGAUCGUCCGCAAGGAUCAUGUCUCUGCUGGGAAGAAGGUGCUUGUCAAGGGGCCGCAGAACAAGGUGACACCGAAUACCGCGGUGCUUUUGUUAGUCGAGGAUAAGAACAAGCCUGUCAAGAAGCAGACGAAGAACAACGACUUGCCCGCGUCGAAGGACUACUUGACUGGAGGUGGGCCGCGACGAAAGAUGCAGAAGAUGGAUCGCACGAUGAUGGCCCUGCUGAUCGCCUACAAGAUGAAGUUCGUCGCGCUGAUCCCGACCAUGGUCGGCGGUCUCAUCCUCUUGAAAGCCACCGCUCUGCUCGCGGGUUUCUUCUUCGCGCUGUUCGCCGCGGUUCUCGGACUGAAGGUCCACUGAAGGUCGAUCGACCAUCGACGGAUCCUCGGGGGGCGGCCGGACGGUCAAGGUCAUGGCAUCGGAUCUCAACGCGUUAGUUAUCGCUGACCAUUAUCGUUUUAUUCCGUAACAGCUCGCAGACCAAACGGCUCGAUCCGUGAUUAAAGAAAAUCAGAGACAAUUCUUUCGAUCGGCAAUUCUUUGGAUCGACGAUAGAUCCCGAGCCGAUCGUUCUACGAUAACUUGCGAUACAUAUAUAUAUAAAUGUGUGUGUAACAUGCAAUGGAGAAUCAUUAAAGUCGUUUUGAUCUUCCUGUUCGA